Molecule: messenger RNA, 2158 nt
Organism: Physcomitrium patens
Lineage: Eukaryota; Viridiplantae; Streptophyta; Bryopsida; Funariales; Funariaceae
Biological process (GO): fluoride transmembrane transport
Cellular component (GO): plasma membrane
Molecular function (GO): fluoride transmembrane transporter activity
Source: RefSeq, a predicted model, not a curated record
CGCACGAGGAUCGCAAAAAUGAACUCUCACUAUGCGGCGAAUUUCAGAGGUGGCUCGAGGGGCAUAACCCUGUUGCGAAGCUGUAGUAGGGAAUGUUUAGGAGGUUCUGGAGGUGUUUAAGGGGAAAUUCGUUUCUAUAAUGCAAUCUUCGUUGGUGUAGUGCGGUGUUUUCUGUGGCGUAGUUUUGGAGGAUAGGCGUUUUGAAGGAAGGUAGGAAUCCCGGGAGCUAUGGCCGGGUUGCCGAAAGGGGGAAAUGGAACUGAAUCACCCGAUCGCACUUCGCAGUUCCCGUUGCAGCGAUGGCAGGCUUCCAGUGCACCCAGCGGUCAGUCCUCGGCGUUGCAUCACAGUGUCCAAGUUCUGCCUCAGAGCAUACCGCCCUCCGUCGCUGCGCAAUGCUCGCCCUCCUCCCAUAUUGAUUCAGUUGCAUUGCUUUCCGCAUUGGCCCUGGAGCAGCAUGUCGACGCUGCCACGCUCAACCAGGAUUUAGUGGCUGUUCAGGAGAAGACAAGAGUUGAUCUGGAGCGUAUAAAAGUUGGAGGUGGAGACAGGGAUAGUUCUGCUUCUUCAGCAUCUGUAACUGAACAGAAUGAACAACACGAUGACUUAAGCACUCUGAGUAUGCGAGAUGAUAUAAGCGCUCUGAGUAUUCGAGAUGAUAUAAGUGCUCUGAGUGUACAAGAUGAUCAUAGUAGUAGGCGCUCAAAUGUUUCAUCUAGACAAAAUCCGUCCAUGUCUGUUGGGCAGGAUUUGUCUGCGGUCAGAGUUGAGCUGGCGCGCUCUGAAAGGCUGUCUCCAACAUUGGAGUACAUCUCGGCAUUGGCUCAUCUGACCACAUUUGGCAUCUUAGGGGUCUGCAUCAGGUAUGGUUUGAGAAUACUGUUCUCAGAUUAUCUACAUAUCACAUCAGACUCCACUCCAUUGUUGUUUGACAUGCCAUCUAACAUGGUUGGAUGCUUCUUCAUGGGUUGGGUUGGAGUUGUUUUGAAAAGGGACAUAGCUGCAUUUUCAGAACUACUAGCAAUUGGGUUAUCGACUGGACUCAUGGGCAGUAUUACAACCUAUGCUUCAUGGAACCAAGCUAUGAUUGUCCUUAUUACAAACGGAUUCUGGUUGCGCUCCAUUGUGAGUCUAAUUGUAGGUAUGGAGCUGUUUCAGAUGUCGCUUAUGUUAGGCAUAGAUUCUGCUAAACUACUACGGUCAGUUCUCACAUACAUAAGGAGAGAAAGAAUUCGUAGAGGCUGGCAAAAGCAAUGGGAUUCGUCUCCUGAUAACCUUCGUCGUCGGAAGAUUGGAAUGCUGAUCUUCUUGGUCACUAGUACUAUCCUAUGGGCGGGUUCCCUGGGUCUCACAGUUACUGACGUAAAUUCUGCUGUACGAAGGCGUCUGUGGUUAUCUUGUUUAGUGGGUCCUCCUGGUGUUUGGGCACGCUGGUGCUUAGCCAGACUAAACGGACAGGGGAUCGGAAGGAACCAGCGUCUGAAGUGGCUACCGAUUGGAACUUUUUUGACCAAUCUUGUAGCAUCAGUCUUGCAGGCUGUGCUUUCCGUGGUGAUUCUUUCGAAUCCAGAGGAUGCUUCUUUGCUCUGUAGGGGCCUUCAGAUUGGGCUUCUUGGGUGCAUGAGCACUGUCUCUACUUUUGUUACUGAGAUCUUCUCUCUCCGCCAAAGUCCCAAGCGGUGGCGAGCAUAUGCAUACCUUUGCCUGUCACUUAUCUCCACGUACUGUAUGGGUGUAAUAGCAUACACUGUCCCGGUCUUGACACAUCCCUUCGCACCGUGACUUAGGCCUCCAUCCUGCCUUUCACCGAGACACCUUCUUAAAAUGAAUUAGCACAUCCAGCCUCUUUGUGGCAUCCAUCAGGACUGACUCCCAUAUCCAUCUGUCAUGAUUUGAAUUGCAAAAUGCUAGGACUGUUCUAGUUAUCACGCUCAGUCCACAAUAGGAAAGAUAUGGUGUGGCCAUACUGGUGUGAUUGGUGAAUACGAGGAGUACACGUCUCUAGAUGCUGGUUUUGAAUUGGCUUGCACCAAAUGCAGUGCAAACCUCAUUUUCGUAGUUGUAGCAUCUGUGCCUAAGCUCGGGCCCUUGUACACUAUUUGUAAUAUUAUGUUUAACGACAAGAACGAAAGGAAUUCCUUUCAUGUUGGAGAUGACA